ACGAGAGCAGACAUGUGCGGACAUUUGCCCACGGCGUGCCUACGGAGUGCCUCUUUCGAUUCGACGAACCUGUCAGUCCGCACCUGGCAGCUGCUCGCGCCCAAAGCAGGGACGACAAGUACGCAGUGCCCACGGAUCACGAGUUUGUGCGAGCUAUCGAACGACACGCCAAAGACCGCUGGCGGUGUGCACAGUCCGGUGUUGUCAGGCACGAGCCAGGCAGAAGCUCUCAGACCGCUCCGUUUACCCGCCAUUCUCAUCGGCUCGCAUGCUCUCGGUGGCAUCUCAGCCACUCUGACCGCUUACGAAUCUCUCAAGCUCCGUGGCUACUCCGUCGAUGCAGUGCUGUGUCUCAAGGAGGAUCGCUACGCCAAUUGGGAUUACCUGCGCCAGUACUUUGAGAAAGAGAGACAGAUCCCUUUCGCUUGCGCAAGCUUACCGCCAGAACGCGCCGUCAAUGCGCAAGCCGAGCGAGCCAGCAUGACGGCUUGGUACGACAGUAUCACUGCGGCAUCUGAGAGGCACGAUGAGAUCUCGCUGGGUAGUCUCAUCGCCAGCCUCAGGACGCGGCACGCCAAGCGGAUAGAUGAUCUGGAUACCGCUGGCCAGAGAACACUCGAUACUGUCUGGUGGCCUUUUGUUCAGCACAGUCACGUCAAGACUCCUGCGGACGUCAUGGUCAUCGAUAGCGCGCACAAGGACAGCUUUAGCGUGCUAGCAUCGGAAAGCUCAGACGAGAGCGAUCCCAUGCUCGAACCCGUCUUUGAUGGCUCAGCUUCCUGGUGGACUCAAGCGGUCGGUCAUAGUCAUCCAGAGCUCGCACUGACAGCUGCACAUGCUGCUGCACGCUACGGACACGUCUUGUUUCCCACGGCGACUCACAAACCAGCAUUAGAUUUGACGAGACGUCUGCUCGACACGGCUGGCAAAGAUUGGGCAUCUCGUGUCUUCUUCUCCGAUGACGGUUCGACGGGCAUGGAGGUAGCCAUCAAGAUGGCCCUGCAUUCCUACGCGAGUCGCUCUCAGCUCUCGAUCGAGAAGAGUAAAAGCCUGCGCAUACUGGGUCUUUCGGGAAGCUACCACGGCGAUACGAUUGGGGCAAUGGACGCUAGCGAGCCCAGUAUCUACAAUGCCAAUGUCCACUGGCACUCUGGCCGUGGCUUCUGGUUUGAUCCGCCAAGCUAUCUCAUCGAAAAUGGCAAGAUCGUCAUCAAGUGUUCUGGCAGCCAAUGGAAGCACGAGGCAAGUGCGACUUUCGAGAGCCUGGCCAAGUUGUUCGAUCUGACCCAUCGCUUGGAGCACGACGAGCUCGCUGUCACCUACCGCGAGCACAUUGCCAGACACUUGACCGAGCUACGCGAGCAGGGGUCAAUCCAGGCUGGCGCCCUCUUGCUCGAGCCUAUACUCAUGGGCGCAGGCGGCAUGAUCUUUGUCGAUCCACUCUUUCAGCGCGUGCUCAUCGACACAGUGCGCGAGGAGGACCACGGAAAUUUGCCCGUGAUCUUUGACGAAGUCUUUGUCGGCCUACACCGACUGGGGCAAAUCACGACUGGAAACUAUCUGGGCGUAAAGCCAGACGUCGCAUGCUAUGCCAAGAUCCUUACAGGCGGCACAGUACCGAUGGCAGUCACGCUAGCGACUUCAGCUAUCUUCGAGUCCUACUUGGGCGAGCACAAGGUAGAUGCUUUGCUGCAUGGCCAUAGCUACACUGCGCAUCCCAUCGGUUGCGCAGUAGCCGUCAAAGCGCUGGAACUCGUCGAGCAAGCAGUAGAAGAGCCACACGUUGAUGUUGCUCGUCAGCGAUGGGGCAUGACUCGCCCGGCCAUGCCCUUCAGUCUGUACGACCCCGACUUUGUCAGCGAGAUAUCAUCGUUGCCUACUGUUCGGGGCGCAAUGGCACUAGGCACCGUGCUUGCUAUCACACUCGAGUCUGCAUCUGCGGGCUACGCAUCGAAUGCGGCGCAGGACGUGCUCAAAAAUCUUAUAUAUCCCCCUGGCGAAGCGCUCGCCAUACAUGCACGCCCGCUUGGCAACGUCGUCUACUUCAUGACCAGUCUCAACACGCAAGCUCCUGCCAUUCGCACUCUCGAGAACCGCAUCCGAGAUGUCCUCGGCUGAGGUUUCCCAAGACUUUGCUUGUUGUCAACAUAUGCAAUUUGCAACUCACACA
Mixia osmundae IAM 14324 is the source of this 2170-nucleotide messenger RNA. RefSeq lists its product as uncharacterized. The transcript is spliced from 3 exons. The record is from RefSeq and is a predicted model, not a curated record. Bases 13 to 2118 code for a protein of 701 amino acids. Gene Ontology annotation, cellular component: mitochondrion. Gene Ontology annotation, biological process: biotin biosynthetic process. Lineage: Eukaryota; Fungi; Basidiomycota; Mixiomycetes; Mixiales; Mixiaceae. Gene Ontology annotation, molecular function: pyridoxal phosphate binding; dethiobiotin synthase activity; S-adenosyl-L-methionine:8-amino-7-oxononanoate transaminase activity.